Terrapene triunguis (Three-toed box turtle) is the source of this 942-nucleotide messenger RNA. RefSeq names its product olfactory receptor 51G2-like. Gene Ontology annotation, biological process: G protein-coupled receptor signaling pathway. Gene Ontology annotation, molecular function: olfactory receptor activity; G protein-coupled receptor activity. The record is from RefSeq and is a predicted model, not a curated record. The transcript has a single exon. NCBI's taxonomy places the organism in Eukaryota, Metazoa, Chordata, Testudines, Emydidae. Bases 1 to 942 code for a protein of 313 amino acids. Gene Ontology annotation, cellular component: membrane.
AUGUCAGCUGUCAAUGACACAAAAUUAAAAUCUGUAAUAUUCCUUCUCUCCGGGCUACCGAGUCAUGGAGACGCACAUCUCUGGAUUUCUAUCCCCUUCUGCUUCAUGUAUGUUAUUUCUAUAUUAAGAAAUUCAGUCAUUCUGUUCAUUGUAAAAACAGAUCGAAGCCUGCAUGAGCCCAUGUACAUUUUCCUUUCCAUGUUGGCCGUCACAGACCUUGGCAGAUCGAUAACCACCAUACCGACGAUACUGGGAACAUACUUGUUUAACUCAAGGGAGAUCAGCCUCGAUGCCUGUUUAGCCCAGCUGUUCUUCAUCCACUUGCUUCAAUGCAUUGAAUCCUCUGUGCUGUUGUUAAUGGCCUUUGACCGCUUCAUUCAUUCAUUCAUCCAUAACCCGCUGAGAUAUGCUUCCAUCUUAAACCUACCGAGAAUAACAAAGAUGGGAGUGGUGGCUGUGCUAAGAGCGAUGGUCAUAAAACUUCCACUUCCCUUUCUCCUGAAACAGUUCCAAUACUGUCGAGCCAAUGUCCUUUCCCAUUCCUACUGCCUGCACCGGGAGGUCAUGAAGAUGGCUUGUUCGGAUAUCACAUUCAACAGCAUCUAUGGAUUGUUUACUAAACUCUUAACAGUGGGGUUGGACGCACUGCUCAUCUUCCUCUCUUAUGUGAUGAUCCUCAAAACAGUGCUGAACAUUGCGUCCUACAAGGAGUCCCUGAGGGCCCUGAACACCUGCGUCUCCCACCUCUGUGCUCUCCUACUCUUUUUCAUACCAGAGAUCAGCUUGUCUCUGAUACACAGAUUUGGGGAGGGCUCUUAUCCCUUACUUCAGAUUCUCCUGGGCUACAGCUCCCUGCUUCUCCCACCGAUGAUGAAUCCAAUCGUGUACAGCGUGAAAAGCAAACACCUUCGUGUAAGGAUAAUCAGGGUGUUCGGCAAGUGA